CAUUAAUUUCUUCUCUCUAGAUCUUUCCACGCUCGCACGCACGCACGCCCCCUUCAUUCUUUCUUAAAUCUAACCCUUCUCUUUCUCCCCUCUCUCAAACACACAUUCACUAAACCUCUUCAUCACCGUUGGAUGGCGAAAUACGGCGAGGGAGAUAAACGGUGGAUCGUCGAAGAAAGACCCGACGGCACCAACGUCCACAACUGGCACUGGUCCGAAACCAACUGUCUAGAAUGGUCUAGAACCUUCUUCACCAACCUUCUUUCCAACCUCACCAUUCUCAACGGCGAAGGUAACCUCUUCAUCAAAACCACCACUAUCCGUAACCUCAACGGCGAAGCCUACAUCAACAUCCGUAAGGGGAAAAUCAUCCCCGGCUACGAAAUCAGCCUCACACUUUCCUGGGAAGGUGAGGCAAGAGAUUCUGAUGGUAAGUCGUUGCUUAAAGUUAACGGCACCGUCGAAAUUCCUUAUAUCUCCGACGAAAACGCGGAUGAGGAUCCCGAACUUAGGGUUAUUGUUGAAGAUGAAGGACCGAUUGGGAAGAGGAUUAAGGAUGCCAUGUUUUCUAAGGGGAAGUUGUUGAUUUUGGAGAAGGUUAGGGUUUGGGUUCAGAGUAUGGCCAAAGGUGGUCCUGUUAAAGAAGAGUUGGAUACUAAGAAGCCAUUGCCGCAACCAUUGAAUCAGAAUCAGAAUUGUGCUCCGGUGGUGACGGCGGCGAAUGCUUCUGUUAAAAAGGAGGAUAAGGUGGCUGAAAAGAAGAAGGCGAAGGAGAAGGAGAGUAAGAAGGGACGGAAAAGUAUUGUGUUGACGGAGAGGUUUAAUUGUAGGGCGAAGGAUUUGUAUGAGAUAUUGAUGGAUGAAAAUAGGUGGAAGGGUUUUACGCAGAGCAAUGCUAGGAUUAGUAAGGAGGUUGGUGGUGAAAUCAGUAUUUUUGAUGGGUCUGUUACUGGUUCUAAUUUGGAGUUGCAAGAAGCUAAAUUGAUUGUUCAGAGAUGGAGAUUUGGAAGCUGGAUUGAUGGCGUUCAAUCUCAGGUGAGGCUUGUUUUCGAGGAGCCUGAACCGGGGGUUACUGUUGUUAAGCUGACACAUACUGAUGUACCUGAGGAAGAUAGGUAUGGGAAUGCUACUGUGGUGGAGAACACUGAAAGGGGAUGGCGGGAGCUUAUUUUCCAAAGAAUACGUGCUGUUUUUGGUUUUGGAAUUUGAGUGUUUUUUCAUGUAGUCUGUCUUGCUUGGUUGUAGAAUUUAUUUGUGGAUUUUUAUAUUUAUAAGGAAAGAUUCAUGGAUUCACAUUGGAUAUUGAGAGUUACAAUGGUUACUGUUGCUUAAUUAUCUUCAUUACUUUAGGCAUCUUCGUAAGUGCAAUAUAAUAGGUUUUUUACUCUGUCUAUUUUGAAUAUGAAUUGUGUGUUGUUACUUGUUCUUGUAACAAUCAUAUUGGGCAAAGGGAUUGAUCUGUUUGCGACUUGAAUGCUACAUAAUAUGAACUUGAACUAGGAAAUGAAAUGCA
Cicer arietinum (chickpea) is the source of this 1513-nucleotide messenger RNA. RefSeq lists its product as uncharacterized. Gene Ontology annotation, cellular component: cytosol. Lineage: Eukaryota; Viridiplantae; Streptophyta; Magnoliopsida; Fabales; Fabaceae. Gene Ontology annotation, biological process: positive regulation of ATP-dependent activity; protein folding. The record is from RefSeq and is a predicted model, not a curated record. Gene Ontology annotation, molecular function: protein-folding chaperone binding; ATPase activator activity.